AUGGAUACUUUCUCUUACACGCUCUCUCUCAUUUCUCUCUUCCCCCACUCUCUCUCUCUCUCUCUCUUUGUCUAUCUCAUUUUUCUCUCCCUCCAUUUUGUAGCUCUCUCUCUCUCUCUCUAUCUAUCUAUCUAUCUAUCUAUCUAUCUAUCUAUCUAUCUAUCUAUCUAUCUAUCUCUUCAUUCUUUACUGUUUUUGCGUCCUUUCUUUUUUUAUUUCGCAUCUCUCUCUCCCUCCCUCUCUCUCUCUCUCUCUCUCUCUCUCUCUCUCUCUUUACUUUCUCAAUGUCGUUCGCUUUUUUCUCUCACUUUUGUCUAUUUUUUCUCUGUAUUUUUCUCUCUGUUUUUUCCUCCCGCUUUUUCUCUCCCUUUUCACUGUCUCUCUAUUUUGCUCUUUUUUUCUUACUCUAUAUCUCUGUCUAUUUCUCUUUCUCUCUCACACUCUCAUUUCUCUCUCUCCCAUUUCCCUCUCUCUCUCUCUCACUCUUUAUUUUCUCUUUAUCUUUCGCUAUUUUCUCCCAUUUUUUUUUCUUUUUUCUCUUUCUUUUUUCCUCCCACUUUCUCUCUCUUUCACUCUCUCUUUUUUGCUCUUUUUUCUUACUCUUUAUCUCUCUAUAUAUCUAUUUCUCUCUCACACUUCCAUUUUCUCGCUCUCUCUCUCUCUUUCUUUAUUCUUUAG
Molecule: messenger RNA, 678 nt
Organism: Acanthosepion pharaonis
Lineage: Eukaryota; Metazoa; Mollusca; Cephalopoda; Sepiida; Sepiidae
Source: the annotation of a GenBank genome assembly